Magnolia sinica is the source of this 741-nucleotide messenger RNA. RefSeq names its product cysteine-rich and transmembrane domain-containing protein WIH2-like. The transcript has 3 exons. NCBI's taxonomy places the organism in Eukaryota, Viridiplantae, Streptophyta, Magnoliopsida, Magnoliales, Magnoliaceae. The record is from RefSeq and is a predicted model, not a curated record. Bases 108 to 395 code for a protein of 95 amino acids. Gene Ontology annotation, cellular component: plasma membrane.
GCGUCCAACUGCUCUUCUCUAUAAAAUACCAUCCUCCAUUGAAAAACGUUCAUUUUCUUCUUCUUAGAAAACUCUUCUCACUUGUUCCAAAAAAGCCCUCAGGGAAGAUGAGUUAUUACAACCAGCAGCAGCACCCUGUCGGCGUUCCGCCUCCUCAAGGUUAUCCUCCAGAAGGUUAUCCCAAGGAUGGGUAUCCACCGCCGGGGUACCCUCCCCAAGGGUAUGCGCAGGGAUACCCGCCACAGGGCCAGGGCUAUCCUCCGCAAGGCUACCCUCCGCAAGGUUACCCUCCGCAGUAUGCUCAGCCUCCGCCGAAGCAGAACAGCGGCCCUUCUUUCAUGGAAGGAUGUUUGGCCGCUCUUUGCUGUUGCUGUCUUUUGGAUGCAUGCUUUUGAGGGAUGGGUUUGCUGCAGCUAAUGGAGGCAUUUCAUUGUUCAAGUGUAAUUCACCCAUUGAUUGUUGAGGAUGGCCUUCAUGAACUGAUGGAUGGAAAUGGUAGGGUGUUUUUUUUUUUUUUUUUUUCAAGGUGGUGAGGAGUCUUGACUUUGGUUGGUAUAUAUAUAGAGGUUUGUGUGCUUUUUAAUGCCUCCUUCUCACUGCCUUUAUGUGCGUGGGUGACAUUAUCUUUUUGCUGUUAACUUUCAAAAAAUCAAAGGAGUCUCUGCUGCUCCACUUUGUUUGGGGUUAGGGAAGAAUAACAAUACAAGCAGACCUUGAUUCAAUUGAUAUUCUAUUUCUUUC